AUGCCUUCUACACAACCCGAAGCUAUCGCUAUUGUGGGAAGCGGUUGCCGCUUCCCCGGAUCCGCAAGCUCGCCUUCAGCUUUGUGGAAGCUACUGGAGACCCCUCGCGAUGUGGGCAUGGAGAUUCCCCCAGACCGAUUCGAUGCCUCGGCCUUUUUCCACCCUGAUGGCAGCCAUCACGGCACAUCCAAUGUUCUCCGGUCUUACCUGUUGGAGGAAGACGUGCGUGCGUUUGACGCAGCCUUUUUCAACAUCAGCCCCAACGAGGCCGAUUCGAUGGAUCCCCAGCAGCGUAUCUUGCUGGAAACGGUGUAUGAAGCUCUCGAGGCGGGAGGUCAUACUGUUGAGUCCUUGCGAGGAUCUGACACGGCUGUUUAUGCUGGAACCAUGACUGCCGACUACAAUGACACCCUUACCCGUGAUCACAACACCAUGCCCAACUACUUCGCAACUGGCACAAAUCGUGCAAUCAUCUCCAACCGUGUCUCAUACUUCUUCGAUUGGCAUGGACCUAGUAUGACCAUUGAUACGGCCUGUUCGUCCAGUCUGGUCGCCUUGCACCAGGGUGUGAGAACCCUGCGUGCCAGCGAAUCGCGGGUCGCCGUGGCAUGCGGUACCCAAGUGCUUCUCAACCCCGAAAUGUAUAUCGGAGAGAGUAAGCUGACUAUGCUGUCACCUAACGGCCGCUGCCGCAUGUGGGAUGCGGAUGCGGAUGGAUACGCUCGUGGUGAGGGCGUGGCAGCUGUUGUAUUGAAGCGACUGAGUGAUGCAAUUGCGGAUGGAGAUCACAUUGAGUGUAUCGUCCGCGAGACUGGAGCCAACCAGGACGGCUUUUCGAAUGGUUUGACCGUUCCCAACUCGAAUGCCCAGUCUGCCCUGAUCCGUCAGACUUACAAGAGAGCUGGUCUGGACCCUGCGAAUAACCCUCACGACCGACCACAGUUCUUCGAAGCACACGGCACUGGUACUCAGGCUGGAGAUCCAAAAGAGGCUGCUGCCAUCCACGAAUGCUUUGGUCGACACAUUACUGACUCGGAGGAACCCCUGUACGUUGGAUCGAUUAAGACCAUCAUUGGUCAUCUUGAGGGCUGCGCGGGUCUCGCUGGUGUCAUGAAAGCUUCUAGCAUGAUCCAGGCAGGGGCUUUUGCUCCCAACCUGUUAUUCGAGACUUUGAACCCUAAGAUCGAACCAUUUUACAAGGGUUUGCAUGUGCCCACAAAACUGACAUCUUGGCCUACCUUGCCAGAAGGAGUUCCUCGUCGUGUCAGUGUUAACAGCUUUGGUUUCGGCGGCACCAACUCACACGCGAUUUUGGAGUCGUACCAGGCCCCCGAAGUCACUGGCUCUUCUGGUCCAACAUUAACUCCUUUCGUAUUUUCAGCUGCGUCUGAAGGAUCUCUGCUCGCUCAAUUACAAUUCUUCUCCGAACACCUAAAGACUCAUCAUGAUACUAUCGAUGUCGCAGACCUGGCGUGGACACUACACUCCCGCCGCAGCCAGUUGUCGACCAAGGCCGCCUUCUCCGCCCUGACUGUUGAGCAACUCGCUUCUAAAAUUGACAUCAAGCUAGCAGAGGUGAGCCAGAACUCUGCGGCCACUGUUGGCCUCCGCUCCACUAUUAAAACCGCCCCUCGCCUGCUCGGUGUGUUUACCGGCCAGGGUGCUCAAUGGCCAGCGAUGGGCGCUCACCUGAUCCGCUCGUCAGCAUUUGUCCAAAAGAGAAUCCAGGAGCUCGAGGACUCGCUGAAUACUCUCCCAGAAAGCGACCGUCCGACAUGGAACCUCAAAGAGGAGAUGCUGGCUGGAGCCGACACUUCGCGCCUUGCUGAAGCUGCACUGUCGCAACCAUUGUGUACCGCAAUCCAGGUUGUCCUGAUUGAUCUUCUCCGGGCAGCUGGAAUUACCUUCUCUGCUGUCGUGGGUCAUUCCUCCGGUGAGAUUGCUGCUGCCUAUGCAGCCGAUUUCAUCUCCGGCCACGAUGCGAUCCGCCUUGCUUACUACCGUGGAUUCUUUGCUCACCUUGCAGGCAAUGAAGCCACUGGCCAAAAGGGCGCCAUGUUGGCAGUUGGUACCUCAUGGGAGGAUGCAAAGGAUUUCAUCAACUUGUCCACCUUCAAGGGCCGUCUGGCUAUCGCUGCCCACAACUCUCCUGCCAGUGUGACCUUGUCGGGAGAUGCCGACGCCGUCGUGCACGCGAAGAAGGUCUUCGACGAAGACCGCAAGUUUGCCAGAGCUCUGAAGGUUGACACUGCGUACCACUCCCACCACAUGUUGCCCUGUGGAGAGGCAUACGUCAAGGCCUUGCAGGCAUGCGGUAUCCGGAUCAACAAGGAGCGUUCCAAGGCUUGCUCUUGGUUCUCUAGUGUUACAGCCUCUGCUGAGCCAAUGGAACCGAUUGAGGAACUUAACGACGUGUACUGGAGGGAUAACAUGACCAAUGCAGUGCUCUUUGCAGAUGCUGUUAAGAAUGCCGCAGCUAGCGACCAACUCAUCAACCUUGCCGUUGAGGUCGGACCUCAUCCGGCCCUGAAAGGCCCAGCCAUGCAAAAUAUCUCCGAUGUGCGAGACACACCGCUUCCCUACACUGGUGUUCUUAGCCGUGGAAAGAACGACAUCGAGGCUUUCUCCGAGGGCCUGGGUUUCAUGUGGACUCAUCUUCCGCAGUUGGUUGAUUUCCGAUCCUUUGAAAAAGCUGUGGCUGAGGAAGGCGCUCGCCCUCCCAAGCUGGUGGCCGGAUUGCCCUCAUAUCAGUGGAACCAUGGACGCUCCCACUGGAGCGAAUCGCGUAUCUCGAGAAAAAUGCGGACGCGGAAGCACGGCCACCAUGAAAUUCUUGGCUUCCUGUCUACCGAUUCCAAUGCACAGGAGCUACGCUGGCUGAAUGUGCUCAAGCAGUCGGAAAUCCCCUGGCUCGCUGGCCACCAGUUGCAAGGUAUGACCGUCUUCCCAGCUGCAGGUUAUAUCGCCAUGGCCCUCGAGGCAGCGAGACAUGUUGCGGGCAAUAUGCAGGUCAAACUGUUCGAGCUACACGACCUUUCCAUUCCAAGAGCCCUCACAUUUGAGGAUGGAGACAGCGCGGGCGUCGAAACCUUGGUCACCCUGACUGGAGUCAAGUAUCUCCCCGACCAAACCGCAACCACGCAGUUCGCUUGUUACUCCGUCCCUGUUCUCACCAAGGGUUCGGACUUGGAUAUGGAACUCAUGGCUAGCGGAACAGUGAAGAUCAUCUUCGGUAUUCCAGACGUCGCAGCACUGGACCGUCUACCAGUGACCGAGAACAACAUGAACGCGGUUGAUCCCGACCGUUUCUAUGCUGGUCUUGCCGAGCUAGGAUACCACUACGGCGGGCCAUUCAGAACUAUGUCUGGAAUGAAGCGCAAGCUCAACCAGUCUUCCGUCCUGGUGGACUCGUUCCCUUACAAAGAUUCGGACGUGUCCGACUUCCUGGUUCACCCAAGCACACUCGAUGUUGCCUUCCAGGCAUCAAUUCUCGCAUUCUCCGCCCCCGGGGAUGGUCGUCUUGGGUCACUAUCCGUCCCCACCGGGAUGAAAGCCCUUCGCGUCAACCCGGAGGUGUGUGCUUCGCUACCGACUUCCGGGUCGAAAGUGCCUGUCAUCUCAGCGCUCGAUCCUGAGUUUGAGGGAUUCUCUGCCAGUAUCGAUCUUCUCGAUCAGGAUGCCGGAAACUGUAUGAUCCACGUGGAGGAUAUCGUCCUCAAGCCCUUCGCUCCAGCCACCGCGGCCGACGAUACUGUCAUGUUCACACAGACCAAGUUUGGUUUCGCGCUGCCAGAUGGAGCCGCUGCUGUGAACCUUUCAAGUAUGGUAGCGCAGGUAACACAUCGCUACCCACACGCGCGCAUUCUCCAAAUAGGUGCUGGAUCAGGAACCGCUACAAAGCCGAUUCUUGAUAGCAUCGGUGGUAAGUUCUCCUCAUACACCUACACUGAUCCAUCAGCGGACUACUUUGCCAGAGCGGAGGAGUUCUUCUGCGCACACAGCGAUAAGAUGACAUUCAGUGCCUUGGACAUUGAAAAGCCGGCCACCGAACAAGGAUUUGAACCUCGCUCCUACGAUAUCAUCAUCGCAUCUAACGCGUUGUCCGCUGCGGAUCCUCUCCAGGCGACUUUGAAAAAUGUGCGAGAGCUUCUCAAGCCAGGAGGUUAUCUAUUGCUGUCGGAGCCCACCAGCUCAACCGCGGUCGAAGGCCAGAGCGAUGGCCCCUCCCCGCUGACAUUGGGAAUCUGGCAUUCUGCCUUGCGUAAGGCUGGAUUUGGGGGAGUUGACGCUGCCACCCCAGAUAUGGACCGCACUGAUGGGUCAUUCUCGGUCAUGGCGGCGCAGGCUGUAGACGACCGAGUGCACUUCCUGCGACGACCACUCUCUGCCUCUACUCCGCCUAUCGAAAUUGAAAGUCUGGUUAUUCUCGGCAAUGGGACUCUCGAGACUGUCCGUCUUGGCGAGGAGAUUGUGGACCACCUUGGACGCUUCUGCGGCGAGACGACCAUUCUCAACGGCCUUCCUACCGAGGAAGAGGCGCUCGAGUUGAACCCAAUGAGCACCUUCAUCAACCUUGUCGAUAUCGACUCUGCCAUCUUCAAGGACAUCACACCUGAAAAGAUGGACGGCCUGAAGAGAAUGGUGGAGCUGGCUAAGCACAUCGUUUGGGUCACCCAAGGCGCACACACCGAUCACGCGUACCACAUGGCCAGUGUUGGAUUCAGCCGUACUAUCCAGCAAGAGGCAGCACACAUCACCUGGAAUGUUCUCGAUGUGUCCGAUCUGCAACACAACACAUCCAAGGCUAUCUCUGAGUAUCUUCUUCAGCAGAGCGCCCUUGACGCCUGGGAGGCACCUCCAUCGGCCUUGGGAGAUAGGGAACACAGGGACUUUGCAUUCCUUUGGUCAAAGGAGCCCGAGGUGUUCCUUGAUCACGGCAAGCUGAAAAUCCCUCGCCUGAUGGUGAACACAGAGCAAAAUGCCAGACUGAACUCGUCCAAACGUGUCAUCACCAAGACAGUGCCAAUUUCCCACCCCAACAUCACUGUUCUUUCACCGGCGGCAGAUUCACCAUCCUCUUUGGUGGAGCUUGUUGGCGGCCAGCCCAAAGAGUUCUCUGAGGAUUUCAUCAAGGUCGAAGCGUCAAGCUUGAUGGCAAUCCGUGUCACGCCGGAUAUGUUCUUGUACGUUGGAGCCGGCAGAGGCAAUGACGGAAAAAUGCAGAUCUUCGUCUCGACUACCAACUCUUCCCAGGCAGCUCCAGUUGCGAGUGUACCAGCAGAUGUGGGUGCCGAGGCCGACGACUUGCUUGUCUCCGUUGCGAGCGAGCUCAUCGUUCGCUCGCUCCUUGAGCAAAUUCCCAACAGAAGUCACAUGCUGGUUCACUGCUCCGGUGAAGAUCGUUUCCUCGCUGCGGCCUUAGUCAAGCAAGCCGCCGCAAAGGCAGUUGGCGUGGAGUUCACCUGUGAUGGGCAAGACAAACAGCGAGACCCAGCAUGGAUCACUCUGGAUGUGCGCACUCCCAACCAUUGCGUGCGUGAGAGACUUCGUCAAAUCAUGCCUACCCACUUCUUAGAUUUGACAGCUACACCUUCUCUCAGCGAGAGCGGUUUGCGCGUCGAUAAGUUCCUGCCCGCACGCUGCAGCCGCAUUAACCCAACUAGUCUCUUCCGACACCAGUCCUCCGCGCUCUCUCAGUCCUAUGACCAUGCUGCUCUGGAGAACCUACUCAAAGAUGCCGUUUCCAACACGGUCGUUUUCCCAGGUGGAGUUCAGGACUUGGUUACUCAGGUUGACCGUCUCGGUGCGCUCAGCUACAAGCACGCGACAUAUGCUGUUCAUUGGCCUGUGUACGGCUUUGUCGAGAUUGAGGUGCGCCCUCUCGAGGCCGAAGCUCUCUUCUCCAAAGACAAGACAUAUAUUCUCGUUGGUCUCAGUGGCUCCAUGGGUCAGUCACUUUGCGAGUGGAUGGUUUCGAAUGGAGCUGGAUGUGUUUGCUUGACCAGUCGACGCCCCCAGGUCAAUGAAGACUGGCUGAAAUCCUUCCGUGGAACAGGCGCCACUGUCAAGAUUGUCUCCAUGGACGUUCUUAACAAGGAACAUCUGAAGCGCGCCGUGGAUGAGAUCCGAGCGACAUGCCCACCAAUCGCCGGUAUUGCCAAUGGCGCCAUGAUUCUUGAGGACCAGCUCUUCUCAAAUAUGUCGGCCGAGUCAAUGCAGAGAGUCCUUGGACCCAAGAUUGACGGGUCCAAGAAUCUGGAUGAGCUCUUCUACAACGAGGACCUUGACUUCUUCGUCAUGUUCUCAUCCAUUGCCUGUGUCUUCGGAAAUGUCGGCCAGUCCAACUACAAUGCGGCAAACGCCUUCAUGGGUGGCCUUGCCAGACAGCGUCGCAGACGUGGUCUGGCCGCCUCUGCCCUUGAUAUCGGCCAGGUCACUGGUAUCGGUUUGAUUGAAGCAGCCAACCAGAGCGUCCAUGAUCAGCUGAGAAAGCUCCGCCUGGCGCUCGUCUCUGAGACAGUUCUCCGAAAAGCGCUUGGUGAAGCGAUCCAAGCCGGAUAUCCAGGUCAGAAUGAUUACGAUUACAUCCCCACUGUGACCACCGGUGUCCGCAUCUACGGCGAGGAUGAGAAGGACGAGGUCACCGGCCCGUGGUUCAGCAAUUCAUUCUUCUCGCACAUGAUUCGCCAGAGCGACUCAUCAGCAUCAGGAUCUGACGAACAGGAUAAGAAGUCACUGCCCGUUCGCCAACAGCUUGCGGCAGCUUCAAACAAGCAAGAGGCUCUCGAAACCCUGGAAGAUUGUCUCGCAUCGAGGUUGCGCGUCUUGCUGCAGUUGGGAGACCAGGAGAUCCAUCACGAUGCUCCUCUUCUCGAACUGGGCAUUGAUUCCUUGGUUGCCGUGGAAGUGCGAACCUGGUUCACCAAGGAGUUGAAGGUUGACAUGCCUGUUCUUAAGGUAAUUGGAGGCGCAUCUCUCGCUGAGCUGUGCCAAGGGGCCUUUGAGAAGCUCCCCGCGGAGCUUGCUGCAACCAUCGGAACCGAGGGCAAGGAUGCUGAGCCCACCAAGCCUGCUCCGACAAAGGCGCAGCCUCAGCUUCCCCAGCCGCGGGUUGAGGGAUCUGUUUCAGACUCGACAUCGACAUCCGGGGACAACUCCACCUCCACACCAGGUGAAAACUCGACCCCAAACAAGCAUGCCGGAACGACAUUGACGACAAUGACCACACCGUCCGUCGUUUCCGACCAUGAUGACAUCGCUAAGACAGUAAAAACUGAACGCCUACCGAAAAAGUUCCUGAAGAGUGAGCGUCUCUCGUUGCCGCAGUCACGAUUCUGGUUCUUGCGACACCUUCUUGAAGACCCAACAACCCCCAACGUGGUCUUCCAGUUCCAUGUCACCGGAAACUUGCAUGUAGGCGCCCUGGAGAGAGCCAUCCGCACAGUGGCAACCAGACACGAAGCGCUACGCACAUGCUUUGUCGAGAAUGAGAACGAAGCCGGUGAGGCUUACCAGAAGGUGUUGCGCAGCUCCCCGAUGCGCCUUGAACGCAAGAAGGUUGCAUCGGAGGAGCAAGUUGCUGCUGAGUAUAAGACCCUGAAGGAGCAUGUGUUUGACCUGGAGAACGGCGACGUGAUGCGUAUCCUUCUCCUAACCCUCUCAUCAGGAAACCAUUAUUUGCUGAUCAAUUACCACCACAUUGUCAUGGACGGAGCUAGCUUUAACAUCUUCACCGCAGAUUUGGAAAAGGCUUACAGCGGCCAAUCUCUCGGGGCACCCCCAGGACAGUAUCCUGCCUUCUCAGUGGCUCAGCGCCAGGCCCUUGAGAAUGGAGAGAUGAGCGAUGAGCUGAAGUACUGGCAGGGAGUAUUCCCUGCUGGUGAGCAGCCCCCUGUCCUUCCGCUCUUGCCAAUGGCCCGCACGAGCUCCAGAGUUGCCAUGCAAGGAUUCGCCGCCCACCAGGUGGCCAUCGACCUUGAGCCCGAGCUGGUCGCGCGAGUGAAGGCUGUCUCCAAGGCACAGCGGUCUACUCCCUUCCAUUUCCACCUCGCUGCGUUCAAGGCUAUGCUAUUCUGCCUCGCCGGCGAGGACACCAAGGACUUGACAAUCGGUAUUGCCGACGCUGCUCGCAACGAUAGCAGCGUUGAAGGCAGCAUUGGUUUCUUCCUCAACCUUCUGACCCUUCGCUUCCGCCGUCAGAACGACCAGUCCUUUGCUGAUGCAGUUUCAGAAGCCAGAGAUACGACAUACGCAGCGCUGGGCACAUCGCGCUUGCCGUUUGAUGUGUUGCUCAAGGAGUUGGGCGUCGCUCGAUCUUCGCUACACAGUCCUUUCUUCCAGGCCUUCUUGGAUUACCGCCAGGGUGCCCAGCAGAAAUACCCUUGGGGUAACUGUGAAUUUGAGUUCGAAGAUGUCCACCCUGGACGGACCGCGUACGACAUUACAUUGGAUGUGACUGAGUGGAAUGCUACAGACACUCUCGUGAUGAUUCGAGUACAGACGAGUCUCUACGACCUCACAGCGGCGAACCUGUUGCUGAAGACCUAUGUCAACUUCCUUGAGACUGUCACCAGUGAUGCGUCGUUGACUCUGGAAAAUACCCCAAUCUUUGGACAGGAGCAGCUGACCAAAGCGGUCGAGGUCGGCCGUGGUCUCAAUCUGACAUCUGACUGGCCCGGAACACUUCCCCUCCGGAUCGAUCAGAUUGCCGAGGAGAACCCCCGCAAAGUCGCCCUGAUGGACGGUACUGGCAAGGUCCUCACAUACUCCGGCAUGGUGAACCGGAUUGAGGCUAUAAGCGAGGCCUUGCAGAAUGCCGGAGUCCGCGAAGGCUCCCGAGUACUUGUCUACCAGCAGCCUGCGGCGGACUGGACAUGCUCCAUGCUUGCCAUCAUGCGCAUUGGUGCAGUCUAUGUACCAUUGGAUCUCCGCAAUCCGCUGGCUCGCCUCGCCACUGUCGCCAAGAAUUGUGAGCCUCUCGCCAUUCUCGCUGAUGAUACCACAGAAGAUGAUGCCCCGCAACUCCAGGAACAGGCACCGGAUGCCCGCAUCAUCAACGUCUCUGGUCUCCCUGAGGCGGCCACGGCUCCCAUCCCCAACUCUUCAAACGCAGAUUCCACUGCAGCGAUCUUGUACACCAGUGGCUCGACGGGUUUGCCUAAGGGAAUUGUGGUGACUCACGCAGGUCUCCGAAACGAGAUUGAGGGAUAUACCAAGUCUUGGGGACUGAAGGCGGAGCGCGUCCUUCAGCAGAGUGCCUUCACCUUCAACCACUCCUCGGACCAGAUGUACACAGCCCUUUGCAACGGAGGUAUGGCCUACAUCGUUCCUGCUGAUAAGCGUGGCGAUCCAAUUUCGAUCACCAAGAUCAUCCAAGAGGUGGGAAUUACUUACACCAAGGCCACGCCAUCCGAGUACUCGCUUUGGAUGCAGUACGGCGGCGACACACUUCGACAGGCGAAGGACUGGCGCUUCGCUUUCGGUGGUGGUGAGCAGCUUACCACCCUCGUCACUCAAGAAUUCGCGAGCCUUGAUCUCCCCCAGCUCCGCUUCUUCAACUCAUAUGGUCCGACCGAGAUCUCCAUUUCAUCUCAUAAGAUGGAGAUCCCUUACCGCGAAACGGAGAAGUUGACCGACAUGGGCCGUAUUCCGUGCGGCUUCUCCCUCCCCAACUACUAUACUUACGUUGUGGACGAGCAGCUGCGACCGGUUCCCGUUGGCAUGCCGGGAGAGAUCUGUCUCGGCGGUGCUGGUGUCUCUCGCGGAUACCUCAAAAACCAGGAGCUCACCGACAAACACUUUGUGACGAAUCCGUUUGCGACACCUGAAGAUGUCGCCCGCGGCUGGACACGCAUGUACCGCACAGGCGACAUCGGCCAUCUGCAAGAAGAUGGCGCCAUGGUGUUCCAUAGUCGAAUGGCGGGCGAUGCUCAGGUGAAGAUCCGUGGACUUCGGAUUGAGCUGAGCGAUAUCGAGAGCAACAUGAUCUGUGUUGCUGGUGGUGCGCUGAGAGAAGUUGUGGUCACUCUCCGUGAGGGUGAUUCGCCGUUCCUGGUCGCCCACGUUGUCUUCGAGCCCAAGCACAAUAUUGUGGACAAGGACACAUUCUUGCGGGACCUGCUCGCUCGUCUGUCUCUCCCCCAGUACAUGAUACCGGUGAUGGCCAUUCCGAUCGACAAAUUCCCUCUGAGCAACCACUCUAAGGUAGACCGCAAGGCCGUACAGGCCAUGCCUCUGCCUGAUCGUGUGCUACAGACGCAGGACGACACUGAAUUGACCGAGACCAUGGUGCAGCUCAGGCACGUGUGGCGUGAAGUCUUGGGAAAGAACGUCGACAAGCUCGGUGUUGACCUGGGACCUUCGACCGACUUCUUCAUCGUGGGAGGCAACUCCCUCUUGGUCAUCCGUCUCCAGGCCUGCAUUCGCCAGGCCUUCAAUGUCGCGCUUCCCCUCGCCAAGCUCCUAGGCGCCAGUGUCCUCGGUGAUAUGGCGCGCAAGAUUGAAGAAAGCCCGACCGUUGACUCCAUUGAUUGGGAGCAGGAAACUGCACCGCCAACCUUGCCCACCUUCCUCCGCGACCUUGCCCCAAGAAGCCCUUCUGCAGCCAAGACCAUCGUUGUCACGGGUGCGACAGGCUUCCUCGGCCAGUCCAUGCUCCCGCAGCUUGCAGCAAGACCCGAUGUGGCUGCGAUCCACUGUAUCGCCGUGCGAGACAAGCCUCGCGCACGUCAACUCUUCUCUGCUUCCAAUGUGGCCUAUCACCCAGGUGACCUGUCUCUUCCACUUCUCGGACUGGGUCUGGAUGAAUUCCGUCAGCUAGCAAGCCAGGCGGAUGUCAUUCUCCACAUGGGUGCCGUCCGAUCCUUCUGGGACAACUACAACGUCCUGCGUCCCAGUAACGUCCAGCCGACCAAGGAACUUGCCAAACUCGCCGCCGUGCACCAAGUCCCUAUCCAUUACAUCUCAACUGUGGGUGUUCUACCGGAGCUGGCUACCACAAGCGAAGCCGGCUCUGCGGCCGCUUAUGUUCCCCCCGUGGACGGAACCGAGGGCUACAUUGGCAGCAAAUGGGCCAGUGAGCGCAUUUUGGAGCGCUCUGCUGGAGAAUUGGACGUCCCAUCCUCCAUCUACCGCUUCCUCCCCGCUACAAAACAAGAUCCCGUGCAGAAGCAGCAACUAAUGAAUACGUUCAUCCAUUACGUCGACGCAUCGAACAAGGUGCCCGACAUGAGCGUCUGGGCCGGUCGCGUGGAUCUGAUUCCCACUGAGCAGGUUUCCCAGUGGCUCGGUGAUUCCCUUACUGCUGCACCUACUACUACUGCUACGACCAAGUUCUCGCACUACGAAAGCCCGCUUGCUGUCCACACAGAUGAGCUGACUGCAUACAUUCAGCAGGAGCGGGGAGACCGGGAAGGUCUAGAGCCGAUGCCGGUUCUGAAAUGGUUUGGACUGAUCAAGUCCCUUGGAUUUGACUACCUUCUGGCGUCGCAGGAGGCCACCGUCGGUGGCAGCGGUGAGAAUGGCCAGGUCCUGCAAUCACGCCGUUGA
Messenger RNA from Penicillium griseofulvum, 11547 nucleotides. Its product is annotated as Acyl transferase/acyl hydrolase/lysophospholipase. Gene Ontology annotation, molecular function: fatty acid synthase activity; phosphopantetheine binding; 3-oxoacyl-[acyl-carrier-protein] synthase activity. The record is from RefSeq and is a predicted model, not a curated record. The coding region runs from base 1 to 11547 and encodes 3848 amino acids. Lineage: Eukaryota; Fungi; Ascomycota; Eurotiomycetes; Eurotiales; Aspergillaceae. Gene Ontology annotation, biological process: secondary metabolite biosynthetic process; fatty acid biosynthetic process. The transcript has 6 exons.